Molecule: messenger RNA, 854 nt
Organism: Coccinella septempunctata (seven-spotted ladybird)
Lineage: Eukaryota; Metazoa; Arthropoda; Insecta; Coleoptera; Coccinellidae
Product: prefoldin subunit 2
Exons: 2
Coding region: 103-549 (148 amino acids)
Biological process (GO): protein folding
Cellular component (GO): prefoldin complex; cytoplasm
Molecular function (GO): protein folding chaperone
Source: RefSeq, a predicted model, not a curated record
UUGAAGUAAUCUAUGAUCUGAUGUGUUCUCGUUCAUGUUGAUUCACAUUUUUUCAAACUGUUCUAAAUCUUUAAUUUUGGCUUUAAAUAUAUAGAUUUUGAAAUGACAGAACAAAAGAAACAAGAUAAAAAAGCAGGAAAAGUUCCUACCAAGGAAGAAGUAAUAGGAGGGUUCCAAACUUUAAGAGCAGAACAGAGACAAUUUUCUUCAAAAUUAGCCGAAUUCGAAGCAGAACUCAAUGAACACAACAUUGUAAUAGAGACAUUGAAAAAUGUGAAUGAAGAUAGAAAGUGCUUCAGGCUUAUAGGAGGAGUACUUACAGAACGUAAAGUUAAAGAUGUCCUACCUGCGUUAGUAACAAAUACUGAAAAACUGAAGGAACUCAUUGAAAAACUCAACGAAACGAUCACCAAAAAGGGAGUAGAAAUCAAUGAAUAUAGGGAAAAGUAUAAUAUUCGAUUCCAAGGAUUAGAUGGACCCAAACAAGAAGAGAAUAAAGAAGCUGUUGCAUCAACAGAAAGCAGAGGAAAUGUGCUUGUUUCUUCUUAGUCGUUUGGCAUUCAUCGAGUUUGAAAAAGACUUUUUAUUGCAAUUUUUUUUCGUAUAAACGUCAUUUCAUUCAAAGAAACUAAAACCAUUGGGUAUGACAACAGUUUGUAGUUAUUGUGUUAUAAUGCAAAUUGAAAGAGAACUAUUGAAGUCAUCUAUCCUAAAAUUGUCUGACUUUUCUGCUUAUACACUGAUUUCAAUUUUACAUUUUGAAAAUAACAUAUUUGUAUCAUCUGCUUGAAAUGAAAUGAGAUUCAUUAUUUAUCAAUUAAAUAAGAUUAACAUUAAAGCGAUUUCACAAAGAA